Messenger RNA from Pyricularia pennisetigena, 963 nucleotides. RefSeq lists its product as uncharacterized. The transcript has 3 exons. Lineage: Eukaryota; Fungi; Ascomycota; Sordariomycetes; Magnaporthales; Pyriculariaceae. Gene Ontology annotation, biological process: mycotoxin biosynthetic process. Bases 1 to 963 code for a protein of 320 amino acids. The record is from RefSeq and is a predicted model, not a curated record.
AUGUUUUGGAAAAAAAGUCCAAGUCCGGAGCAUGUAUAUACCGCCAUUGAAGAUGAUGAGAGCGUCGGGGCAUCCUCUGUCCCAUCGGCCUUGGAAAAGCAACGUCGGGAUUAUUGGCGCUACAGCCGACUAGUGCCGCUUAUCGCAUGGCAGAUAAUGCUCUCUGUGGUCAUGUUUCUAGCUGGUGCCGCCGUAACGGCCGCGAGCUCACCUCGACAUUGUGCGCCAGAUGGCCAGGAUACAAGGCCACUGACAGAUCGUCAAUGUGUCGAACAGCUAAGCGUUUAUUCACCGCUUUUGGAUUUAGUCGAAUAUGAGCAGCGCAACUGGACCGACCCAAUGGCUGGCUCGGAUUCGGGCUAUGUCGGCCGCCCAACCAAGGAGAUGGAGAAGAAGUGGGACGCAAUCUCCCAGGGCAAGCUGCAAUUCUCUUUUCUAUCGAUGGUCGCCAUCCCCUACGAAAAACUCUCGCUUCUCGACCGUGUCGAAUACGGCGAUGGCCACCACCACGGCUCCCGCUUCAUAACCGUCCCGCCAGGAAACCCGCACCCCUCGUCGCCCGGCGGGUACGUCGGUAUAGUCGAGGUGUUCCACCACCUGCAUUGCCUCAACAUACUGCGGCAGUACAUCUGGAUCGACACCUACGCCCCGCCACCCGGCGAAGCGGGAACGCGCGGAGAAGACGACCAAGACGACGAGCGGCCCCCGCUGCCCAAAUGGAUGCAUCAUGAAGCACGCAAACACACGGACCACUGCGUCGACGUUUUGCGGCAGGCGCUCACGUGCAACGCUGACGUGACGCCAUAUUUGAUAUACAAAGGAGAGGGAAACGGUGGCGAUGAGUUCUGGCCUGAGGGGUCACGCGAGGAUUUCGAGAGCAUGCACAAGUGCCGCAAGUUGGAGCCGCUGCUUGAGUAUUUCCAGGACAACGGCUUGAAAAUUGACCCACCACAUGUGGGUUAA